Phytophthora infestans T30-4 is the source of this 1083-nucleotide messenger RNA. RefSeq names its product acyl-[acyl-carrier-protein]-UDP-N-acetylglucosamine O-acyltransferase. Gene Ontology annotation, molecular function: acyl-[acyl-carrier-protein]-UDP-N-acetylglucosamine O-acyltransferase activity. Gene Ontology annotation, biological process: lipid biosynthetic process. The coding region runs from base 1 to 1083 and encodes 360 amino acids. The transcript has 4 exons. The record is from RefSeq and is a predicted model, not a curated record. NCBI's taxonomy places the organism in Eukaryota, Oomycota, Peronosporomycetes, Peronosporales, Peronosporaceae.
AUGCUGUAUAACGUACUUGCACAUUCGCACGCCAAGGACCCGAUUCUAACUGUUUGUUUAUCCGUGUUUCUUUCACAGUCGUCGGCAUCUGCCGAGGCUCUCGAGGAGUUGAUCGCCCAUGCCACUCAGCAGGACGAGCGACCUGCAGGACGCCGACUCGAACUUUCGCGUCGUCUACAUGAGUACCAGGCAACUGCUAUCGAACGCGCUGCUGAGGUCCACGCGACGGCUGUGGUCCACCCGAACGCAGAGCUGGGGCCUAACGUCCUCGUCGGACCAUAUUCCGUCAUCGGACCAGAUGUGGUGCUAGAGGCUGAUGUUCGGCUUCAGAGUCACGUGGUGAUCGACGGCAAGACGCGAGUCGGGAGCGGCACUGAGAUUCACCCGUUUGCGAGCUUGGGAGGAGAACCGCAGGAUAAAAAACAUCAAUUAUUCGAUAAGGACGAGUACGAAGACUGGACGCUGACUAUUGGCAGUAAUUGCGUCAUCCGGGAGCAUGUUACAGUGCACGGUAGCACGUCGUACUCGCAGGCCCCGACAUCCGUAGGAGACGAUUGCUGGCUGCUGUGUGGAGCGCACGUGGCUCACGACUCGCAGGUGGGUCGACGAGUUGUGGUCUCGAAUAACGUGUGCCUUGCUGGCCACGUGUCGAUUGGAGAUUGCGCAGUUAUUGGCGGACAAGUUGGCAUCAAGCAGCAUGUGAGUGUGGGUCCGUUGGCGAUGGUGGGAGGUCAGAGUGCCGUGGAUGGAGACGUUCUGCCGUUCGGGUUGGUUGUUGGGAACCGUGCGAAGCUUGCUGGACUGAAUCUGGUCGGGCUACGUCGUGCUGGCGUGUCUAGAAACAACAUUAAGCUGCUACUGCGAGUAUAUCGCUACGUGUUUGGUGCGCUUUCAUGCAAGAGAACGGGGUUUGCACCUGCUCUGGAAGAGACUGUCGUUGAACGUGCGUUGGAAGCGAAACAGUUUUUUAUAAACGAAGGACUCGACAGUGAGCGGAUACCGAUGGUACAUGAGAUGGUGGACUUUGUGGUGACGUCUCCACAGCGCUAUUCAUCGUUGUGUCAGGCGUCUCCUCCGCAUUAG